Molecule: messenger RNA, 1649 nt
Organism: Aspergillus welwitschiae
Lineage: Eukaryota; Fungi; Ascomycota; Eurotiomycetes; Eurotiales; Aspergillaceae
Product: GPI-anchor transamidase
Exons: 1
Coding region: 28-1236 (402 amino acids)
Biological process (GO): proteolysis; attachment of GPI anchor to protein; protein localization to cell surface
Cellular component (GO): GPI-anchor transamidase complex
Molecular function (GO): GPI-anchor transamidase activity
Source: RefSeq, a predicted model, not a curated record
CGAUGCUUUAACAUCCCAUCACCGAUCAUGUUGACGCUCUGUUCCGGACUCCUUCGAGUCCUGCCCUUACUACUACUCGCCUUCACCAUCACAGUGUCCUCCGAGCAUACUUCCAACUGGGCCGUCCUCGUCUCAACCUCCCGAUUCUGGUUCAACUACCGUCAUCUCGCCAAUGUCCUCUCCUUGUACCGCACCGUCAAGCGGUUGGGCAUCCCCGACUCGCAGAUCAUCCUGAUGCUCCCCGAUGACAUGGCCUGCAACCCUCGCAAUGCCUUUCCCGGAACCGUUUACAGUAACGCAGAUCGCGCCGUUGAUCUCUACGGCGACAACAUCGAGGUCGACUAUCGGGGGUACGAGGUCACCGUGGAGAACUUCAUCCGCCUCCUGACGGAUCGCCUGGACGAAGAUGUACCACGCAGCAAGCGACUAGGCUCCGACGCUGGCAGUAACGUUUUGGUCUAUAUGACCGGUCACGGCGGCGACCAGUUUCUGAAAUUCCAAGACUCCGAGGAAAUCGGAGCCUGGGACCUGGCGGACGCCUUCGGUCAGAUGUGGGAAAAGAAGCGCUACCAUGAGCUUCUGUUUAUGAUUGAUACCUGCCAGGCCAACACCAUGUACACGCAUUUCUACUCGCCGAAUAUCAUCGCCACCGGAUCCAGUGAGCUUGACCAAUCUUCCUACUCUCACCAUGCGGACAAUGAUGUCGGGGUUGCGGUGAUCGACCGCUGGACAUACUAUGUGUUGGAAUUUUUGGAGACACAGGUGACAAGUGCCAAUUCGAAGCUCACGCUGGGCGACUUGUUCGAUUCGUACGACGAGUCCAAGAUCCAUUCCCAGCCGGGUGUAAGGUGGGACCUGUUUCCCGGCGGCGAGCAGGAAGGACGGCUUCGCACCGUGGCAGACUUCUUUGGGAAUGUGCAGAACGUCGAAGUUGAGAAUAUCAAUGCAACCGAGCCGGGCUCGCUGAAGGAGGAUUUGAUUGAGAUUGCCCGGCUCGUGGACAAAUGGCGUGCUCGCGACCAGGACUAUUUCGUCCGACAGAACGAGUCAUCAGUGUCGAAGGACGCCAGCGCGCAUGAGGAAUCUUCCCCGCAUUACACGGUCAGGUCCAAGGUUGGGCCGGCGAAGAUGUCGGAGGAAUCUACGUGGCAGAAGCGGUUGGUCGGAAUUUCCGUCCUAGGCGCGUGUGCUGCUGUCUGGCUUACGGGAUCGAUCUUGGGCGGGACCUCGGCUUGAUCUUGAGGAAGAAUAUUGCAUUUUAUGCGUAUUAUAGACUACUUCUUCUGGUUUGCAGAUGGUCGCCUGCCCUGAAGAUCUCCUGACCUAGAGGCUAGAGCACAUCUGCACCCGGAGUCUAUGUUAACCGGAUAGCGCAGGGAUGGCGUUCCAGGUGUCUUUUUUUUCCUUCCCAUACAACUUUUCACCGUUAUAAUCAGCAUAGCAUGUACACAGACGAAUGCAUUGUUUCUUGAUCAGAGCAGCCGGCCUAGGGCGACAUAAUAUGCUUUGGGACUAAAUUCAAGUUCAAGCCACGCUUGAAGGAUAAAACCCAUACUUGCGACAGCCAAUUUAGGGAACCCAUUCCCAUCGCCCCUCGAAACAAGCCCAUCUGCAGUGCAACAUUCUGAAGAACUGAAGAACGUGGAGAC